AUAUAUCUUAGGCCAUGCUGGGCAUGGGCAGGACGAGAACAAUUUUCAUUAUUGGCAGUACACGCUCGAUCAGUUCUAAUCAUGUGCCUCUAUGUACUCAGCCGCCGUCGUCGUCUGCCGUCUGCCUUGUUAGUUCGGGUAUUGGAGCUUUGGGCACUGGGCCAGUCAGUCAGCCAGCGCCCAGUCUCCGGUAGGCCUAUGUAUUAAAAUCCUGAACAGCGCAGAGCACAUUCAAAGUUCAACGCAGCUCUAUGCUUUCGCUAAAUUUUAGCAGCUGCGCUCCAAUAUGCGUGUGUGCAAUUGGCAAGUAAUGAUAAAUUUUAUUUCUCGCUCUUGCUUUGCGUUGUGAUUGGAAAAUUCUACGUUAGACUGGGUGAGACUCGAUCAGCACAGAAUGCUAUUAAUCUCGCAGGUUAAAGAAUGACUUUUAGUAUAAAUAGCAAAGGGCCCGUAUGAAUAAGCAUCAUAAUCAUCUUAGCAUUGUGACAAACACCACACACGGACCACAAAAUGGCAUUCAAAUUCGCAGUCUUCGCCGCCGUCGUGGCCGUCGCCAAUGCUGUCGCCAUCGGAUACCCCGGCGCCUACCACCCAGCUGCUUACCCAGCUGCCUACCCAGCCCUCGGUGUGGCCAAGGUUGCCGCUCCCCUGGCCUACCCAGCCGUCGCCAAGGUUGCCGCCCCAGUGAUCGCCAAGGCCGUCGAUGAUUAUGAUCCAAACCCACAGUACAGCUACAGCUACCACAUUGCCGAUGCCCUGACCGGAGACAACAAGGAACAGCAGGAAUCUCGCUCCGGAGAUGUUGUCACUGGAUCCUACUCCCUGGUUGAACCCGAUGGCACCCGUCGUGUCGUUGAAUACACCGCCGAUCCAGUCAACGGAUUCAACGCCGUCGUCCACCGUGAGCCACUUGCCGUCAAGGCUGUUGCCCCAGUCGCUGCCUACCCAGCCGUCGCCAAGGUUGCCGCUCCUCUGGCCUACCCAGCUGCCCACGUUGGAUACCCAGCCUACGGCAAGGCCAUCCUCGGUUAAGCACAGACCAUCCGCCUAGACAUCUCUCAUCUUACUCAGCUGUCUCUCUUACCUCCUUGUCAGUCAUUAGUUAAAAUACUAUUUAUUCUGCUCUAUCGCUAUACUUUCCAAGUCCCACUUCUCACACUUCCCAAUGGCUACAACUGUGAGUUUUCUAGUUAUUCCAAGCUCAACUGAAUGCGUGUACAAAAGAUAUACUUGUAAAUAGUAAAAAAGCAAAUCCUAGUGAGUUAAGAUACUAUGGAUUAGUGUCUUCUUCCUUGACUGUGUGACAUAGAAGAGUGUGAAACUUAUUAAAAGUAAGAAGCCGUAGUGUAACCGCACUAUGCUUUAAUAAAUGCAAUUUCUACAAAAGGAUAUAA
This is a messenger RNA of Aedes albopictus (Asian tiger mosquito), 1394 nucleotides long. RefSeq names its product larval cuticle protein A3A. Gene Ontology annotation, cellular component: extracellular matrix. The transcript is spliced from 3 exons. Lineage: Eukaryota; Metazoa; Arthropoda; Insecta; Diptera; Culicidae. Bases 511 to 1032 code for a protein of 173 amino acids. The record is from RefSeq and is a predicted model, not a curated record.